Messenger RNA from Dama dama (fallow deer), 812 nucleotides. RefSeq names its product sperm microtubule inner protein 11 (gene SPMIP11). NCBI's taxonomy places the organism in Eukaryota, Metazoa, Chordata, Mammalia, Artiodactyla, Cervidae. The transcript has 4 exons. Bases 1 to 420 code for a protein of 139 amino acids. The record is from RefSeq and is a predicted model, not a curated record.
AUGCCACAGACCUGGCUGUGCAGAGACACCAGUGCAUUCAGUGCUGUGGGCAAUGCCAGCCCCGAGGACACUGGGCCCCAGAUAAUGCUGCUGGAGACAAGAGACCAGAAGGAUCCAGUGCCCACUAGGCUUCCCCCUAUUAUCUCAGAAGAUGGGAAUUACUCCGUGCACCAAAAUAGCCACAUGAAGUACCAUGAAGCUGUUCGGAAGGUAUCGUUAAAGACAUUCCCCAAUCAGGUCUUCAGGGUCCCCCUGACUGAUGCUCAGAACUUCAGCUUCUGGCGGUCCAACAGUGCAGGAGUGCGCCCAGAGGAGACCAUGCCAUGGAUCCGGAGCCCCCGCCACUGCCUCAUCAAAAGUGCAAUGACCAGGUUUAUGGAUCACUCUAUUCUCAAUGACAGAAACUUCAGUCUGUAUUGAGCAGGAUGUGUUUGCAGAAGGACACCGCAGAUGGAGCGGUGAAGAGGGAGGUAUCCUGGUUCCAAUGGCUGAUUAAUGGGAGGAGGGGACUGAGAAAGUGCAAUAAAUAGACUGAUCUAGAAGUAACUUGUGUACACAGGAAAUGAGGGAGUGGGAAAUUAUUCCCCAAUUCCUGUGAGAUCAGGACUGUGAGAGAUUCCUGAAGGAGUCAGAGCUUGGUGCUUGGUUUGGGAGGGGCCAGGACAGACCACUACAAGGGGUCCUGAGGUCAUGCAUGGAAGGAGUCAGAGUAACGAAUGCUGCCGGGCCUCAGAAAGGUCACGCUCUCUGCAGACACUGCAGCCUCAUCUUGGCAGAUGAAAGAGGUCUACAGAACCCCCGGCAGGGGCCUG